Messenger RNA from Funneliformis geosporum, 714 nucleotides. NCBI's taxonomy places the organism in Eukaryota, Fungi, Glomeromycota, Glomeromycetes, Glomerales, Glomeraceae. The record is from the annotation of a GenBank genome assembly.
AUGUCUCCUUGUGCUUCACACGAUUUAAGGAUUCAAAUCUCGGAAGUUGUUGCAACAAACACAUUGAUAGUUGCUAACCUUGAUCGUGACACUUUUCUCCAUGAAAAUAUUGCUAAACUUCAGGAUCUCCUAGAACUACACGGAAAAAUUUAUAAAUUUGUACCAAUCAAGUCACUAAAUCGCAUUCUUGCCAUUUUUUAUCAACCCAAUGAUGCAGCAAAGGCAAAGACAUAUUGUGAUAGACUGGAAUUCUUGACUAAAAAUAUUCGUAUAUAUUAUGGGCAGCAUACUCCCAUAUAUGAUGAAAUCGAUAAUUCAAGACAUCUUUGUGUGCCGGAAAUAGAAAAAAAUUGGCUCAUAUCUCCACCAGGUUCACCACCAUUUGGAUGGAUUCCAAUUAAAGAAGACCGUCCUAAUUCUAAUACUUUAUCUCAUGAUUUAGCCCAUGCUCUAGCACACGUCUCUUUAGACUCCGAAAUCCAAGAAUUUUCUUUAGACAAUACAAAUCAAGAUAGAACUAUAUUGACUGUUGUCCCAUGUGAUUCUGAUUCUCAUCAGAAUGAUGUCAACGUUCCUCUCAUUCUAAUUCAGGAUUGGGAUGAUUCAGAUACCAAAGAGACAGAGAGAAAUUUACAAAAAACGAAAGCACAAUUAUGUCCUUUGAUGCAACGUCCAUCUACUCCGACUCCUAGACCCCCGCUUCUUUUUUCGUAG